Molecule: messenger RNA, 1061 nt
Organism: Bactrocera neohumeralis
Lineage: Eukaryota; Metazoa; Arthropoda; Insecta; Diptera; Tephritidae
Gene: unc-119
Product: protein unc-119 homolog
Exons: 3
Coding region: 224-916 (230 amino acids)
Biological process (GO): nervous system development; cilium assembly; lipoprotein transport
Cellular component (GO): cilium
Molecular function (GO): lipid binding
Source: RefSeq, a predicted model, not a curated record
AUUCAGUUAUGCGCAUGGGCACACAAAAAUAUCUGUAAGUUUGCAUGUAUAAAUAAACACCAAAAUCAAUUGGGACUAUUAUCUAAAAUUUGUGUAAGGGGCAAUAUUCAAACUCCAACAUUUAUGAUUUAAUUUUGAAAAGUGGCCAGUACAAGCCGAUUUAUCACCAAAGUUUUAAGUGUUAAAUAACAAAGUUUAUUUAUACUUUCACACUAUUUGUACAAUGAGUGUCGUUGGUAAACAACUUAAUACCUUGUCAACUAAUAAUGAUAUAAAUGCAAAAGAUGUACGAGAAUCAAGCGGAAAAACAUCGAUGCUGGCGAAGUUUAUAUCACCAAGUGAUGUACUUAAUUUAAAUGAAAUAACAGAAAACUACUUAUGUUCUAUCCAUGACAACAUCUACGAUAUUGAUUUUACACGUUUUAAAAUACGUGACCUGGAUUCAGGUGCAAUACUAUUUGAGAUAGCUAAGCCAAGUAAUCGAUUUUCUCCUAAUUUGGAGGACAAAUUAAUUGAAGCGGCUGGAAGCAUGUCCAUUGAUGAUUCAGUAGAUGCUAAUGCUGGACGAUAUGUACGAUAUCAAUUUACUCCAGCUUUUCUGGGAUUAAAAAAUGUUGGUGCAACGGUUGAAUUUACCGUUGGUGGUAAGCCUGUUAACAAUUUUCGAAUGAUUGAACGACACUUCUUUCGGGAUCGGCUAUUAAAAACAUUUGAUUUUGAAUUUGGAUACUGCAUUCCCUACUCAAAAAACUCCUGUGAACAUAUCUAUGAGUUUCCUAAUCUACCCUCCGAACUAGUUUCAGAAAUGAUCGCUUGCCCGUUUCAAACUCGUUCAGAUAGUUUCUAUUUUGUCGAAAAUCGUCUCAUUAUGCAUAACAAAGCCGAUUAUGCCUACGAUGGAGGUUUGCUUUUAUAAAUACAUAAAAAUAAUUGCAAUUAAUUCUCACCAGAAGCCACAUAAGCCUUAUUAUUAUUAUUGUCGUAUAAUUAACUGUUAAUUUAUGUAUAAGAAACUAUAGCUAAUAAACAUAUUUUAAUUGCGGUUUAUUUAUUAUUUAUAA